This is a messenger RNA of Bombina bombina (fire-bellied toad), 3389 nucleotides long. RefSeq names its product Sp1 transcription factor (gene SP1). NCBI's taxonomy places the organism in Eukaryota, Metazoa, Chordata, Amphibia, Anura, Bombinatoridae. Gene Ontology annotation, biological process: regulation of transcription by RNA polymerase II. The coding region runs from base 89 to 2293 and encodes 734 amino acids. The record is from RefSeq and is a predicted model, not a curated record. The transcript has 6 exons. Gene Ontology annotation, molecular function: DNA-binding transcription factor activity, RNA polymerase II-specific; RNA polymerase II cis-regulatory region sequence-specific DNA binding.
CGCCUACAAUCCCGUCUCCGCCGCGCGGCAGGCAGGUUAGGUUGCCUUCGUCAGCCGUGGUUUGUGUGAAGUUUUACCCUGCGACAAGAUGAGCGAUCAGGAGCACACGUCUGAGGAUAUGUCUGCAGGGAAGCCCGACAGCCGGGUCGGUGCAGGAGGAGGCGGAUACGUACAGAAGGGGCAGGAUUCACAGCCUUCUCCUUUAGCCUUGUUGGCAGCUACAUGUAGCAGAAUUGAGCCUCCUGAAAAUGGUAAUGGAGGUCAGCAGCAGGGUGCAACUGAACUGGAUUUGAGUACUGCACAGCUUACACAGACAGCCAAUGGUGGCUGGCAGAUUAUAUCUACUUCUAGUGCAUCUAAGGACCAAGCAGGAGGAGAUGCUUCCAAGAACCGUGCAAUAGCCCCUGGGCAGUUUGUGGUAGCUGCUGCCCCUAAUAUGCAGAAUCAACAGGUUCUGGCAAGUCUACAGAGUGUGAUGCCUAACAUUCAGUACCAAGUAAUUCCACAGUUCCAAACUGUGGAUGGGCAGCAAUUGCAGUUUACCACAGCUCCCACUCAAGUCAAUGUGCAACAGGAUGCCAAUGGCCAAUUGCAAAUCAUCCCAGCCACUAAUCAGCAAAUCAUUACAACUAAUCGCACAGGUGCUGGCAGCAUUUUGGCUGCUAUGCCUAAUCUACUGCAACAAGCUGUCCCAAUUCAAGGAAUGGGCUUGACGAACAAUAUGCUCUCAGGUCAGACUCAAUAUUUGACCAAUGUUCCCAUGGCUCUGAAUGGGAACAUCACUUUGCUUCCUAUGAAUGCAGCUUCCCUCACACCCACAUCUCAAUCGGUGACUGUGAGUGCUGGCUCUCAGGAAAACAGUUCUCAGCCAGCUACGUCUGUAGCCAUUAGCUCUUCACAGAUGUGUACUUCUCAGGCCAACACAAACACCUAUUUUACUAAUGCCAACAGCUUUUCUACAAUCACCACCCCCAGCAGUAUGGGACUUAUGAAUUGCAGCAGUGGAAGCACUACACCUGGGACCAAUGUCCAAGUGCAGUCACAGAGAUCGAGUGGCUUGCAGAGUUUGAUCAGCGAUUCAGUGCAGCAUAAUACACUUCAGGGCCAGCAGAAAGAUGGGGAACAAAACCAGCAGCAACAACAGCAAAUUCUCAUUCAGCCUCAAUUAGUACAGGGUGGACAGACCAUCCAGACCCUGCAGGCUGCUCAGCUCUCUGGUCAAACAUUCAGCACACAAGCAAUAUCUCAAGAGGCCUUACAGAACCUUCAGAUUCAGACACUGCAAAAUAAUACUCCUAUAAUUAUUCGUACCCCAACAGUGGGACCAAAUGGACAGGUCACCUGGCAAACUAUACAGUUGCAGAACUUGCAAGUCCAGAAUCCUCAAACUCAAACCAUUACACUUGCACCUAUGCAAGGAGUCUCCCUGGGGCAAACAGGCAGUACUUCCACUCUUACAUCCAUGCCUGCUGGCACUGUCACAGUUAAUGCUGCACAGCUGUCCUCUAUGUCUGGCCUUCAGACUAUUAAUCUUGGUGCCCUAGGAGCUUCAGGUAUUCAAGUGCACCAGCUUCAAGGGGUUCCAUUGACUAUCACCAAUGCAACUGGUGAUGCAAGCGGUCAUCUGAGCAUUCAUACAACAGGUGCUGAUGGGCUUCAUGAUGAGAAUUCAACAAUGGAAGAAGGUGAAACAAGUCCUGACCCUCAACCACAGCCAGGUCGUAGGACACGCAGAGAGGCUUGUACCUGCCCCUAUUGUAAGGAUAGCGAAGGAAGGAGUUCAAGUGACCCAGGGAAGAAGAAACAGCACAUUUGUCACAUCCCUGGCUGUGGGAAGGUUUAUGGUAAAACUUCUCAUCUCCGUGCUCAUUUGCGUUGGCAUACGGGAGAGCGACCUUUUAUCUGUACCUGGAUGUUUUGUGGAAAGCGCUUUACACGGAGUGAUGAGUUGCAAAGACAUAAGCGAACCCACACAGGUGAAAAGAAAUUCAUGUGUCCCGAGUGCCCAAAACGCUUCAUGAGGAGUGAUCACUUGUCCAAACACAUAAAGACUCACCAAAAUAAGAAAAACCAGGGCAGUGCUGUCACCAUGACAACCGUAUCCAUGGACACUGGAAACGGCUCUGAUGGUAGCACUGCUUCCACUCCAACACCCCAGACCCUUAUCACCACCAACAUGGUUGCCAUGGAAGCAAUCUCUCCUGAGGGCAUUGCCCGGCUGGCAAGCAGCGGCAUAAAUGUAAUGCAAGUAGCGGAUCUCCAGUCGAUCAACAUUAGUGGCAAUGGCUUCUGAAGUCCUGUGUUCAGAAAGGACCGUAAAUAGACACUGAAUAAUGUGGAGUUGAGGGUAGGGCUAUUAAAACAAUGACAAUGGGUCCAAGCAAAGCUAAAAGGAAGGCAUCAAAAAGAAGGGGGUGCCAUUUUUGCCUUAACUUUAUUGUGGGAGCUUUCUCCUGUAGCAGUUGCUUUUUAGUCUCAACAAGGAUGAUUUUCCUAAUAUUUCUAUUAUGCCAGUCCCUGGUUGAGAACCUUAAGACCAUGGCUACAUGAAAUUUUUCAUUGGGGAUUUGUGAUGAUUUUGAAGCCUUAACACAUUUGCAGCCAGAACUGUGUACACUGCAAGCUGAGGCAGUGAGGGUAAAUGUUGACAAUAUGCCCUCUAGUCUCCUGUGAUAAUGAAUUACAUAAGUUGUAGAUUGUGUCUUUACAAGCCUUAUAUCUGUUGGGGUAUAAAGACUAAAUUGUUUGAUGGAAUUUUAUAGAAAUAUAUAAUAAAAUAUUUCUAUUUUUCAUUAGGUUUUCCACAAAAAGGUACACCCAUAGCCAUCAUGCCUUGCUCAUUCUGUUACCAAGGCAAUAUAAAUUAUAUAUUUUUUUAACAGAUGCUAUAUAAAAUAUUAAGCAUACAUGAAAAAAUGCCAAAAAAUAAAAUAAAAAAUAAUGUAACCAGUGCUUAGACCAAAUUUUGCUUUGGUCAUUGUGUAUCCUUAUUUGCUACUUCACAAAGUACUUCCCCCUUUUUACAUGUAAUCUCAAAAGCAAUCCCACCCUUCCGUUACAAUCCUAUAUCUGGCUAUUGUUUAAUUCUCUGUUUUGACUCCUUCCCAUUGAAUGGGAAAAAACCCUUCCUUUUUGUAAUUAUUUUACUUGCUUCGUCUUUUUAUUUAAUUUUUGAAUUAUUUUAUUCUGUUUUCCUUCAUGAAGAGCCUGCAGUAUUAUACUGGGUGAUUUAGUAGGCAGUAUGUGCUUGUGUGUUUAUUAAAUAUAUAUAUAAAAUUUUUAUUAACUCCUGUCCCGUUUCCGAUGCACAUCUGGACUUUUAAUCCAUUCAUCAAAAUGGAGAGAUCUUGAAAUUAGAUGACACUGCAAUAAAACUAUUUUCUUUUACA